Impatiens glandulifera is the source of this 870-nucleotide messenger RNA. Its product is annotated as peroxisomal 2,4-dienoyl-CoA reductase [(3E)-enoyl-CoA-producing]-like. Gene Ontology annotation, molecular function: 2,4-dienoyl-CoA reductase (NADPH) activity. The transcript has 5 exons. NCBI's taxonomy places the organism in Eukaryota, Viridiplantae, Streptophyta, Magnoliopsida, Ericales, Balsaminaceae. Bases 4 to 870 code for a protein of 288 amino acids. The record is from RefSeq and is a predicted model, not a curated record. Gene Ontology annotation, biological process: fatty acid catabolic process.
GAGAUGGAUUCGCCGUACAAAGCAGAUAUACUGAAAGGGAAGGUGGCUCUGUUGACCGGAGGUGGUUCUGGAAUUGGGUUUGAGAUCGCCAAGCAAUUCGGAAAUCAUGGAGCUUCCAUUGCCAUCAUGGGUCGCCGCCAACAAGUUCUCGACUCCGCCGUCUCUGUUCUCCAAUCUCUUGGAAUUCAGGCCGUGGGCUUUGUGGGAGAUGUUCGCAAAAAGGAUGAUGCAAAUAGAACUGUGGAAUCAACAUUUCAACAUUUUGGCAGGUUAGACAUUCUUGUUAAUGGUGCAGCAGGAAAUUUCCUUGUUUCGUCUGAAGAUCUGUCUCCAAAUGGGUUCAAAACAGUAAUGGAUAUUGAUUCAGUUGGUACAUUCACAAUGUGCCAUGAGGCAUUGAAAUAUCUGAAGAAAGAUGGAUUGGGAAAGAAGUCAUCUGAGGGUGGUGGAAUCAUAUUGAAUAUCAGUGCUACUUUGCACUAUACAGCUUCUUGGUAUCAAAUCCAUGUCUCUGCAGCCAAGGCUGCUGUCGAUGCCAUAACCAGAAACUUGGCCCUAGAGUGGGCAACCGACUACGAUAUCAAAGUUAAUGGAAUUGCCCCGGGUCCUAUAGGAAAUACGACUGGAAUGAGUAAUCUUGUUCCCAAGCAGAUCGAUAUCGGUGCGAUGGAUCUUAUUAUGCCUUUAUUUAAACUUGGGGAGAAAUGGGACAUAGCCAUGGCUGCACUUUAUCUUGCGUCAAAUGCGGGAAAAUAUGUGAAUGGAACCACACUUGUGGUUGAUGGAGGACUUUGGCUGAGCCGACCUCGCUACUUGCCAAAAGAUGUGGUCAAACAGUUUUCAACCGGACUUCCAAAUAGCAAACUCUAA